UUUGGACUCGGCCACCUGCCCCCACCACUGGCUACUGCCUCCAAUCUGGCCACGACGCACAGCACGACAAUCGAUGUGGAUGGGAUGGCGCCUUUAUCCCCAAAUCCCACUCCACAGCUGUCAGCUGUCCCUCCUGGCCUAGUGAUAUCACCACUCAACCCACCCCUGACCAAUAUGGGAACCAUUCUUUCUCAACAACGGUUGACCUCGGCCAACCAGGUGCCCGUUUCCUAUGCAAACGCGGUUCAGCAGCCCGUCACAAGUGACUCAAACUCGGGAUUCUGGUUUAUCCCCACAAAAGUUCCUCGGGUUGCUUUGGUAUGUGAGGGCAAGCUUUAUCAUCUGGGUUCUACCUUUGCAUCUGCGGUCCUAAAUCCAUAUUUGUCCUCCAUCUCCUCCUCCUUUCUCCUCCCCUUCCUCCUUUAUCGUUCGUUCUCCUCCAAUUUCUACUCCUAUCGCUCCUCCUCUCCGCCUCCUGCUCUUAUCCCCCCACCUCUCACUCUCCUUCCUUUCCUCUUCUCUCGUUCAUUCAUCUCCAAUUUCCCCUCCUAUCGCUCCUCCUCCUCUUCUUCCUGCGCUCACCCUCCCCCUCUACCCCUUCUCCUGUCUCGUUCACGCUCCUCCCAUUUCUACUCCUAUCGCUCCUCCACCUCCUUAUCCUUCUCUCUCUCGAUAGGGAAAAUUGCUCUCCCUUUGAAAUGCAGACAUGGUAAGUUUCUUUGCACCAGCACCCACUUUUCCUACGUGUCGUACCAGCUAGAAAGCUGUGACGCCACAGUGCAGUAA
Dibothriocephalus latus is the source of this 786-nucleotide messenger RNA. Lineage: Eukaryota; Metazoa; Platyhelminthes; Cestoda; Diphyllobothriidea; Diphyllobothriidae. The record is from the annotation of a GenBank genome assembly.